Molecule: messenger RNA, 4694 nt
Organism: Anopheles bellator
Lineage: Eukaryota; Metazoa; Arthropoda; Insecta; Diptera; Culicidae
Product: glycine receptor subunit alpha-2-like
Exons: 2
Coding region: 3985-4623 (212 amino acids)
Biological process (GO): nervous system process; chemical synaptic transmission; regulation of membrane potential
Cellular component (GO): synapse; membrane; neuron projection
Molecular function (GO): transmembrane signaling receptor activity; chloride channel activity; neurotransmitter receptor activity
Source: RefSeq, a predicted model, not a curated record
UGUUGCAGUAAUGAAAACGCAAAAAAAAGGUAAAAUGAUCGUAGAUCGUAGACAAAUAGAGUAGGCAAUCGCCGUUACUACUGUAGACCGUACACAAACACAUACACACCAACACGCUCGUAUGAAACGUAUAUACACCUUGGGCAUACUAUAUAUAUCAUGAUCUUACGAAAAGUGGUAGACUUUUCUUCUAUUUCUUACCAGCAUAACUCGUGUAUUGAUUAGUUACGAUUACUUUAACUACUUCGUCACCGUAUUCUAUCUUAUAUUACCUUACAAAGCUAAUGUGUAAAAAAAUUAAAAGCUCACUCAAUGUUUGACCGUACUUUGCAAACACCUAAUAGGUUGAUGUACAUUAGACAGUAACUUAGCAGUGCCCCCGGUGUACGCACCUCGGGCAGUGAUGUAUCGUUUGGCUUCGCAACUUAUUUUCCAGCGUAGUAGUGUGGUAAUUUUCGCGUGUUAAACAGUUUGCUCAAUUUGAUAAUCUAUCACGUAAAAUGUUGCAACCCGGCAGGGGGGGCGGCGGGGUUUCGUUGUCGAAACAGCAGUAAAUCCGUUGUUUCGAUUGCUCUCGUCGGUAGUUCCUUAACGUUUCGUAUCACUAUAUAGUACUGUACUUCCGUUUCCGUUACGCAAAUACGUUUCGAAUCGUUCGUCGCACCGUUCGUCAAUCAUUCGAUAACACAUCUCACCCAAGGAAGGAGUGGCUAAGGAGUCGUUAUCGUUUGUCACUCAUUCGUUUAGCAAACAUCAAUGUACAUUCAAUGUAGGAUUCCUUUCUAUUGCGUUGAGUCAUUUGUUUCUUCCCCCACCAUUGAACACGUGUUUCACAAAACACAUUCACCACACACCACAGUUCCCUGAUUUCGUUCCCUGAACAUCACGAGCAUCAUAGGCCGUGGGCCAUGUGCUUAAAUAGCAAUAUAGAGCAUCAGUAGUCAGCUCGUCUGUAGCCACGUUACGUUGCGUAGAACAAUUGUGUGCGGAACACUUGAACAGUGCGCCUAGCGUCGCCGAAUGUAUUGAACGAAGCAAAACUGCGGAAACAAAAUGGCGCUGCGAUGCAAAUAACUAAUACAAUAAAUCAUCUGGACCUGUAGACAAAACUGUAAACACUAGCGUGUAUCGGAGUAUCUGUUUGAUUCCAUUGGUAACGUAAUUUUUUAGAGUUUUCGCAUACACGAAGCACCGAAUCACCGUGGUCCGUAGCUUAAGACCCUUGGUCGUUCCUAUUUUCUGUGUGUCCUUUUCGGUUCCUAUUCAGUCGACCUUCCGUUUCAUUGCUGAACAUAGUAACAUAGUUUUGUCAUUCUUGUAAUCGCACUGUGUACGAUCGUUGGUGGGAGGUUAAGGCACAACAGAGCCACUGGCGCAUGUCAAAGAUGAGCAAGUUACGCUUGAAGUGUAGAUUGUUUGUUUUUCAUUUCGUGUUUCGUUCCGAUCGUAAGACUCUAUCAGAAAAUGUAAACGAUUUAUCACUAGAACCAUAGUCGGUACCACCUAGAUGAAACGCAUAUCACUUUGCAAUAACCCCGUGAUGUUCGGGCAGACCCCUUUUCUAUCGUAUGAUUUCAUGCUCGGGCAAACAUCGGAAACUCAUGUGACAAUAUUUAAUGGCAGUGUCGUCCAGUCGAAACUUUUCUGUACCUUCUCCGGUGAGCACCCGUUUUGUCCCGUUUCUAUUGUUUUCUACAACUUUCUCUUCAACCGCGCGGUGUCACGUUUGUAUCAAUCAAGCUUUAUAGAUUGUGGUAGAUAGUUGUGGGUGAGAACGAAACAAGUAGAUACCGUUUGGAUGUAUGCCAAUAAAUGAUAGUAUCCAUUACUAAUCUCAAAAGCAACACUCUUUGUAGUAACAAAAAUACGCAGAUAAUCCAUUCAAUUGAAAGAACAAUAAAAAAAACUAUACUUAUAUAAACUUUAUAAGCAAAUAUUUCUCGUAACCCUCUGCCCGCAAACGACUGGCCAGAGGAUCGUAGCUACGAUCGUACGUGAGCGUCUGUGCAUGAUUAUAAGCAUUAACUAUUAUGAAGUAAAGUAGUACAUCAUAAAAAUAAAUAGCAACAACAACAAAAAAAACACUGUAAAACACAUAACGGAGCCCAUUAUGUAGUGGUAGAGCAAUACGAGUGUGAUUGUAACUAAUCGAUUAGUAGACUUAUCAAACGCAAGCAACAAUAAAUGCAUCAAAUGUACUUUAAUCGGAUCUUAUUCGUACCGUAGAGACUCAUAAAAAAACAUACAAACACAACAAAACGCUGAAACACACCCUUUUGUAGAAUGCGAAUGCGCAAUGGUCUGUAACACGUAGCCUCUCUCUCUAGUAGACCGUAGUGGUAGUAGUACUACUUUCAGAUAGCAAUUUGGUACGCGUAGAAACCCAGUAGUUGUUAAUUAGUGUUAGAAAAUGUUUAAAGUACCCUGAAAUGGCCGGCCCUAAAAUGGACGCGAAAAAGUACCCUAAAAUGGAUGCAAAACAAAGCAACUGUGUAUUACCUACCGGGGCACGCAAAGUGGGCCGGUAACUAGGGCAACCGGAGGCCGCUUAAUGUAUCAAUCUCAACGUACAAUCCACGUAUACAUAGUUCGGGUACGAAAGCUUCUAGCUUCAGGCCGCCACAGGGCCGCCGGCUCGUAUAUCGCGUGAAAUUCAGAUACUUGUUUACUGUGUAGCCUCCUGUCCUCGUACGCUGUCCAAACACUAUGGUAUGAACACUGGUCACUGUUUUAUGUUGUAGCGUAGCAUUAGAUUGGUUCAUUAUUUUACUUUCCUUACUUUACAUAUUUUUAGAUUGUAACAGAGACGCGCGUUAAGUACACGUCCUUUGCUAAUACGUAGGUUAUCGUUACAGCUUAUUACGUUAUCUAAAAGCCGGCUUUAGGUGACCCGUUGGUUCUGAUCUCGGCUUGCAACUAAUACAACAUCCGAUUCUCUGUUUUCGCCUCUCAUACGUACUGUUGUUGCUCAUCGUUGUUUUCUCACUUUCAGUAGAGCCUCUUUUGUUUUUUCUUUCUUUCUCCCAGUAGUCCUGUAAAGCAAGCAUUUCUACCCUAUUAACGGCUUUAAUGCAUUUGUAAACCGUUGCCAACCAUUGUAGCAAACAAACAAAAAACGAGAGAGCAAACGAACAACAAAACCAUUGUAGUGAUGCUUCCGGCUCGACCGGUCGGCAGAACAAAAUGAAUUUGAAAUAAAGUAUUAUUAGUGUAAGAACCUGCUGUAUGACGCCAUCAAUCUCAUUCGCACUCCGACUGUCUUGCUGCUGUUACCACCUUCUUCUGGGUAGUGUUUGUGUCUAUGGGGGACCUCUUACGGGGUGCCUUAUGUAGUGUUGAUUUCUGUUUCUAGCAUUUCAUAACUUUGCGUGUUUUGCGUGUAGCCUCGUUUGUUUCGGGUGUCAAUUUCGAAUUAGAUUGAAUUGUUUGAACCCCCCCCCGUUUCAGUUGGUUCAAUGUAAUACUAGUCGCACCGUAAUAUUUAUGCUGUACCGAGUACCCAGAGUGUGUCUUCCUGUUCGACCUAUUACAUUCGUCUACCGGUUCGCGUAUUGCCAAUGAUGAUUUCAGUAUCUGUUCGAUUCGUUGACCAUUCGGCCGUUCUCGGCGUUACAUGGAGUGCCUAGCAUAUGAUGGGUUGAUAGGUAAUGUAUGCUUCAGGAGGGGUGCAUUGGUAAGCUGAACGAUCUUAUGAUCGUUGCCUAACUAUUGCCUAUCGCAUGAAGGGGGUAAUAAUUAAAUUUACAGUUGAAUGAUUAUGAGUUUCUUUUUUUCCUUUGAUUCCAACUUUAAUUUCAGACACUACCCGAUAACUAGCAUCGCCAAGCAUCCUCCAGGGGGGAAACAAUACUAACACACUUUUUGUUUUACUCAGUUUUAUCUCAUGCACAGAAAAUCACCCCAAAUAACGCUGUUUCCUUUUCGUUGCUCCCCAAACGCGCCCCAGUAUCGCACACGGUACAGGAUCUGGUGUUCAUCUGGAACAUGACCGAUCCGCUGGUGGUGAACCCGGAGAUCGAGCUCCCGCAGUUGGACAUUAGCAACAACUACACGACGGACUGUACGAUCGAGUACUCAACUGGCAAUUUUACCUGCCUGGCGGUGGUGUUCAAUCUGAGGCGCCGGUUGGGCUACCAUCUCUUCCACACCUACAUCCCGUCGGCCCUGAUCGUCGUCAUGUCCUGGAUAUCUUUCUGGAUCAAACCGGAGGCCAUUCCAGCCCGCGUUACACUGGGCGUUACCUCGCUGCUCACACUAGCCACGCAAAACACGCAAUCGCAACAGUCGUUGCCACCGGUUUCGUACGUGAAAGCAAUCGACGUUUGGAUGUCAUCCUGCUCCGUGUUUGUGUUUCUCUCGCUGAUGGAGUUCGCGGUCGUGAACAACUACAUGGGUCCGGUGGCCACGAAAGUGAUGAAGGGCUACUCGGACGAGGACCUGUCGGACGCGAUCGAGUUCAACAAGAACGGCUACAACAAGGAUCACCGCUCGUCGGAGGUGCCCAAGUACGACACGUUCUGCAACGGGCGCGAAACCGCGCUCUGCAUCGACAAAUUUUCGCGCUUUUUCUUCCCCUUUUCGUUCUUCAUCCUGAACGUUACCUACUGGACCACCUUCCUGUAGGUGGCCACCAUUCUGGGUUUCGGGAAAAAAAACUCACACUAAACAUACAGCAAUAAAAUAGCGUAACCGUA